This is a messenger RNA of Nycticebus coucang (slow loris), 3982 nucleotides long. RefSeq names its product low density lipoprotein receptor (gene LDLR). NCBI's taxonomy places the organism in Eukaryota, Metazoa, Chordata, Mammalia, Primates, Lorisidae. The record is from RefSeq and is a predicted model, not a curated record. The coding region runs from base 129 to 2618 and encodes 829 amino acids. The transcript has 17 exons. Gene Ontology annotation, molecular function: calcium ion binding; protein binding.
AAACCUCGCCUAGAUAUGUUGCGGCGAAUGACUCGGGUACACAUGCAGCCGUGCGAAGCUUGAGUUCCCAGCUUAGACACCGCGGCGUCGUAAUCCAGAUCGGGACGUUACGGGAAGAGGCUGCGAGAAUGGGGCUCGGUGGCUGGAGGCUGCGCUGGGCCGUCGCCCUGCUCCUCGCCGCGGCGGGGAUUGCAGAGGAAGACAGAUGUGAGAGGAAUGAGUUCCAAUGUCAAGAUGGGAAAUGCAUCUCCUACAAGUGGGUUUGUGAUGGCAGCCCCGAGUGCCCUGAUGGCUCUGAUGAAUUCCCGCAGACCUGCAUGUCUGUUACCUGCAAAUUAGUGGACUUCAGCUGUGGGGGCCAUGUCAAUCGCUGCAUCCCUCAGUUCUGGAGAUGUGAUGGCCAAGUGGACUGUGAAAAUGGCUCGGAUGAGCAAGGCUGUCCAGCCAAGACAUGCUCCCAAGAUGAAUUCCGCUGCCAUGAUGGCAAGUGCAUCUCCCAGCAGUUUGUAUGUGACUCGGACAGGGACUGCUUAGAUGGCACAGAUGAGGCCUCAUGCCCCGUGACCACCUGUAGCCCUGCCAACUUCCAGUGUAACGAUUCCACCUGCAUCCCUGAUCUGUGGGCUUGUGAUGGUGACCCUGACUGCAAGGAUGGCUCAGAUGAGUGGCCAGACCGCUGUGGGGGCCAAGACACAUUAGCCACCCAAGGGAACAAUGGUCCCUGCUCCUCCCACGAAUUCCACUGCCAUAGCGGCGAGUGUAUCCACUCCAGCUGGCGUUGUGACGGCGGUCCUGACUGCAAGGACAAGUCCGAUGAGGAGAACUGUGCUGUGUCCACCUGCCGCCCUGACGAAUUCCAGUGCUUGGACGGGACCUGUGUCCAUGGCAGCCGGCAGUGUGACCAGGAAUAUGACUGCAAGGACAUGAGUGAUGAACAUGGCUGUAUCAAUGUGACAUUUUGUGAAGGACCCAACAAGUUCAAAUGCCACAGUGGUGAAUGUAUAACCCUUGACAAAGUGUGCAACUCGGUACGGGACUGCCAGGAUUGGUCGGAUGAGCCCAUUAAAGAGUGUGGCACCAACGAGUGCUUGGACAACAAUGGAGGCUGCUCCCACAUCUGCAAUGACCUCAAGAUCGGUUACGAGUGUCUGUGUCCUGACGGCUUCCGGCUGGUGGACCAGCGAAGAUGUGAAGAUAUUGACGAGUGUCAGGACCCUGACACCUGCAGCCAGAUCUGUGUGAACCUGGAGGGCAGCUAUAAGUGCGAGUGUGAAGACGGCUUCCAGCUGGACCCCCACACCAAGGCCUGCAAAGCAGUGGGUUCCAUUGCCUACCUCUUCUUCACCAAUCGUCAUGAGGUAAGGAAGAUGACGCUAGACAGGAGCGAGUAUACCAGCCUCAUCCCCAACCUCAAGAACGUGGUUGCUCUGGACAUGGAGGUGGCCAGCAACAGAAUCUACUGGUCCGACCUGUCCCAGAGAAAGAUUUACAGCACCCAGAUUGAUGGAGCCCACGGCUUCUCUUCCUAUGAUACCGUCGUCAGUGGAGACCUUCAGGCCCCUGACGGGCUGGCUGUGGAUUGGGUCCAUGGGAACCUCUAUUGGACCGACUCUGUUUUGGGUACUGUCUCUGUGGCUGAUACAAAGGGUGUGAAGAGGAAAACACUAUUUAAGGAGAAAGGAUCUAAGCCAAGGGCCAUCGUGGUGGAUCCUGUUCAUGGCUUCAUGUACUGGACUGACUGGGGAACCCCUGCUAAGAUCAAAAAAGGGGGCCUGAAUGGUGUGGAUGUGUACUCUCUGGUGACUGAAGGCAUCCAAUGGCCCAAUGGCAUCACCCUGGAUCUUUCCAGUGGUCGCCUGUACUGGGUUGACUCCAAACUCCACUCCAUCUCCAGUAUUGAUGUCAAUGGUGGCAACCGGAAGACAGUGUUGGAGGACAAGAAGAGACUGGCCCAUCCCUUCUCCUUGGCCAUCUUUGAGGACAAAGUGUUUUGGACAGACAUCAUCAAUGAAGCCAUUUUCAGUGCCAAUCGCCUCACGGGCUCGGACAUUAAUUUGGUGGCUGAAAACCUAUUGUCCCCUGAGGAUAUUGUCCUCUUCCACAACUUCACACAGCCGAAAGGGGUAAACUGGUGUGAGAGGCCCACUCUCCGAAAUGGUGGCUGCCAGUACCUGUGUCUUCCGGCCCCACAAAUUAACCCACACUCGCCCAAGUUUACCUGUGCCUGCCCGGAUGGCAUGUUGUUAGCCACGGACAUGAGGAGCUGUCUCACAGAGGCUGUGUCUUUAGUGACCACCCAGGGGACCUCCAUGGGCAGGCCUAUGGUCACCUCUAAAACUAUGGCUCCAAAGCAUACAGCCACCUGGCCUACUCCUGAUGCCUCUCGGCUCACCACAGCAGAGACACUGACGAUGUCAUUUCAAGCAAUCCUUGUCCUGCUCUGCUUUGGGGCCUUCCUGGUCUGGAAGAAUUGGAGGCUGAAGAGCAUUAAUAGCAUCAACUUUGACAACCCUGUGUAUCAGAAGACCACGGAGGAUGAGGUGCACAUCUGCCGCAGCCAGGACGGUUACGCCUACCCCUCGAGACAGAUGGUCAGCUUGGAGGAUGAUGUGGCAUGAACAUUGGCCUCAAGUCCUUUCCGUCCCUGGAACCUGCUGCCACUCAGGAGCAGGAAAAACACUUUCUCCCCAGACCCUGCGUGGACUGCCUAACACCCUUCCUGAGGCCCCCAUGACAGUGGCCUUCUAUUUCAUUCAAGAAAAGACAAGACCAAGGCACUGCUAGCAGCCGAAGCCCUGAGGUCUGUUGACCAGAACUUUGUUUUAUAUAUUUAUUCAUCUGGGAGGCCACAUAGGCUUCUGAAAGCACCCAUGAAAUGGGUUUUGGUUGGAAUUUUGGUUUCUUUCUGUAUGAAGGAGAAGGGAGAGGCCCAGGGAGCUGGGUGUCAUCUUGGUUUCUCUCCAGGGAAGAUUUUAGCUUCUCUGUGCCACCAGUCCUUGAAUAGAAGACAAAAGGACAGGGCGGUCACACCAAGAGAGAGGCCAGGCCCUGGGCACUGCUGUGUCUGCCAGUCUUCAGGCCAAACCCUCAAACUCAGGAGCCACGUGUUUACCUCUUCCUGUGAGCCUUGCUUCUCAGCCUGCAUUAGCCUCUGCCCUGUCACCCCCAAUCAGGAGCCACUCAGUGUCUUUCUAGCCAGGUCUAUGCCCUUCUUAAGUCUAGAAAGGAACUCAUAGUGUCACUGGUUCUGAUCUGCUUGAAUCCAGGGUGGUGGGGUGAUACCAACCAAGACCAAUUCAUUUGCUAAAAGUGUUCUAGUGCCUGGAGAAAGAGCCUGAGCCACCACCAGUCACCCCUAAUAUUUAUUAAGUGCCUGAGACACCCGGUUACCUUGUGUGAGAGGAUAAGCAGCCUGAACCCUCUAAAAGCCUCUUCUAGCCAGCAUGUAGCCAUCUGGGCCCCAGCCUCACACCACUCCCACCCCAGACCCUUCUGUUCCUUUUGGCUCCUUGCACUUUAUCAAGUUCAGGGUUGAACCUUGUGUAAUUGUGUGAAUUUGGUGUUUGUGUUAUUACUUUGUACUGUUUCCUGUCGUACGGGCUGGGAUAGGAUCCUAAGCUAGGGAAAACCUGUGUUGAUGAACACAGCGAGAUCAGUCAAUGCUCAUGGAGGAAGGGAGUUAGGUCAAAGCCAUGGCUAUGGAUUACCUAGACCUGUACUUUGGUUUUUUUAUGUCUGCCCAGCUGGUGUUUCCACUUCUAUGCAAAUACCUCUUAGCCAUUCAUCUCCCCAUCUUUCUGGUGAUGGUGCGCAGCUCCCAUUUGGUCAUUCAAUGGGAUUCUUCCAAAACAAGACUUCUUUCUGAAAUCACCACAAGUGUGAUGAUCGCAUAAAUGACCAAGAGGCAGUGGUCAGCCCCUCUGAGAUUCCUGCACAAAGAUGUUGGAUGGGACUGGCGAUGGUUCACUACAUAAAGAUGAAA